This is a messenger RNA of Paramuricea clavata, 330 nucleotides long. NCBI's taxonomy places the organism in Eukaryota, Metazoa, Cnidaria, Anthozoa, Malacalcyonacea, Plexauridae. The record is from the annotation of a GenBank genome assembly.
AUGCGGGCUGUUAGAAAUUUGAUGAAAGCAAGUUAUGGGAGACCGUUUUUAUGGGGCAAUGUACAACCUUUAGUCAAACCGGAGUGUCACCACAGCCUUUCGUGUAUGGUCCGUAAGGUGAAAAAGGAAGGUCUCAAUAAAGAUCGAAAGUUCUUCUGCUGUCCAAAUGACAAGGAAUCUUCGUGCGGGUACUUUGAUUGGGUGCCUGAGGAGCCUCGUCAAGAUGUUAGUUUUGUGGAACCCAAUUCAAGUAAACCACCCGAAAAGCACGAGGAACAUUACCUGACAAACAAAUUCAUAAACGAUUUUGCUAAUAGUUUGAACAUUUAA